AUGGGCGGCUUUCUCGAAGCCGUGCCUUGUGGUGGCCCCUUCUGCCACUUCGCCUGCGAGGAAGGCUGGAACCACAGCGUCCCGGAGCUGGUGCCGAACCUGACGCCCGUGGCCGUCGGAGAAGCCUGGGUGUACCCCAUCGGCUUCGCCAUCCCGGAGGAGCUGAUGGUCCCGUGCCUUCCCAAGAAGUACUGGCCCUUCGCGGUCUCUGACGGCUCCGAGGGCCUGGCUUCGGUGUGGGAGUACCAAUUCAAGUUCUACCAGGAACGCGAGUAUCACCGUCAGUACCGGCACGCAUUCUUCGGCAUCACCCGGAAGAAGUACGGCUACGACUGCCUGCGCCACUACGAGGUCAUCGCCAACGGGGCGCUGCCGCUGUUUCUGGGCCUCGACGCCUUGGCGCGGGAGGCGGUGCCCUUUCUGCCCCGGGAGCUGCUGAGAGGCGCUUGGGAGCUGCUGGGGAACCAGAGCCUCAGGGCCAAGCGCUUGAGGAUCGACACGGGCCGGUACUACGCCUUGCUGAAGAGCAUGUUGGCCUACGCUCGGCGGCACCUGACCACCAAAGCUAUGGCCAGGUACGUGUUGGGCACCAUGGGCUUUUCGGGCUGCCCCAAGAUCUUGUUCCUCUCCGGGCGGAUCGUCCCGGACUACCAGCGGGAUCUGCUGCUGCACGGCCUCAAGACGCUCUGCGCUUCCCUCGGCGCGCGCGGAGCGGUGGUGGAGGUCCCCAGAGUGGACCAUCUCUACGGCCCGGACCCCCGGAAGCGCCCGGACCCCAAGGGGGAGGACUGGCAGAAGCGGAAGGGCCGGCUGUACGGGAACGGGUUCACGUACGCCAUGACCCUGGAGUUUGCGAUGGGGCAGGUGGACCGCACGAGGAUCAGGCAAAGAAUCCUGGACCACGAGUUCGACCUGGUGAUGUACGGCAGCGUGUAUCGGGGCCAGGACUUCAUGGAUGAGGUGCAAGCGGCCUACUUGCCGAAGGAGAUCGCUUUCAUCGACGGAGAGGACUUGCAUGGGGAGGACGCCAUGAGGAGCUUUGCUCACGCAGGCUUCCACUUCCGCCGGGAGCUGGUGGUGCUGUUGUUGCCCGAAGAUGUCCGGCGCACCACCUAUGCCGAUGGCUGGCAGCCCAGAAUGCUUUGCUUCGGCUUUGUGCCACCGCCCCCGGGGCUGCCGCUGAACUUCCAGUCGCUGCCGCCUAUGGGGCAACAUCAGCAGCAUCAGGGUCUGCGCCCGCCUCCGGGCGCACCACCCCCACCGCCCGGCCUGAACCUCUCCGGUCUGGGCCUACCGCCUCACAUGACUGGACUGCCGCCUCCCGGAGGUCUUGGCCCUGGGCUGAUCCCAGGCCUCGACUUCACGCAGCCCGGCACAGCUCCCUCGGCGCAGGCUGGACUGCUUGCGCCUCCUCCCCCAGGGAUGAGCAAUGCUGCCGCGCAAGCUGCCCAGGCGGCAAUCCAGAGUGCGCAGCAAAAGGCGGCAAGUGAGCAAGAGCAGCAGAAGGCCCAGCAAGCGGCGAUGGAGGCUCAAACGCAGGCACGAGCCCAACAAGCUGCCCAGCAAGCCGCGCAGCAAGCCGCGCAGCAGGCUGCCCAGGCGGCCACACAAGCCCCGCCGCCCAGUCCGGGCCUGGCUCCUCCAAACCAGGCCCAGCAGGCGGCCCAGCAAGCAGCGCAGCAAGCAGCGCAGCAAGCGGCCCAGCAGGCUGCGGCGCAGCAAGCGGCCCAACAAGCGGCGCAGCAGGCUGCGGCCCAGCAAGCGGCACAGGCGGCAGCUCAAGCAGGAGUCUCCCUGGGCAGCUUGGGUGGAUUAUCCCUGGAUAGCCUUCAUGGACUGGAUAGCCUUCAUGGACUGCAACUGGCGGGACUGGAUCAAGCCAAUGCCCAAGCCCAGUCGCAGGCGGCAAUAGAUGCGCAGGCAGCGCUCGAUGCACACAACGCCGCAAGCCUCGCGGAGCUGCAAGCUCAAGCGCAGGCGCAAGUGCAAGCAGCGGAAGCGGCCGCGAGAUUUGCACAGGAACAGGCGCAGGCUGUGGCUGAAGCGCAGCAGCGCGCAGUGGUGCAGGCACAAGCUGCAGCAGCAGCUGAGCAAGCCAGGCUGCAGCAGCAACAGCAGCAGCAGCAGCGGGAGCAGGCCAUCGCGCACGCCAAGCAGCGCCGCGAGGAGAAGAUCAAAGAGGCGCAGAUGGAGCGGGAGGCCGAGGAGAAGCUGAGGUGUCACCUGCACAAGAAGCCCAACAACAAGUGCAAGUUCUGCAAGCGUCAUCAGGAGCACAUCACGAAUCGUGACGAGAAGAAGGCUCAGUCGGUCAAAAGUAGCCCAGCGGAGAGGAGAUUUGACUUGGUCAAUACGCCCCGGGGAGCGCUGGAGAUUGCGAACAGCAAGACCUAUGGCUUUAGCCCGCUGUUGCAAACGCAUGUGGUGGAGUCGGCUCACUUCAAGGCGCUUCUGUCCCUGGAGUCCUUCGACCAGAUGAUCGAGGAGAUGAACCAGUUUGCAGACAACAUCGAGCCGUAUAUGCCCAACAGCAAUACGACACCCUCAGCGCUUUUCUGCUGUCUCUACCGGCUGUUCACUAUGGGAAUCGACAGCCGGCAGCUCAGAAGGUUGAUGGACCAUGCGGACAACACGUACAUUCGAUGUGUAGGCUUUCUCUUCGUGCGCUUCGGCCUGGCGCCUGACUCGCUCUGGAAUUGGCUGGGUGAGUACGUCCUCGACGACGAGGAGUUGCGGCCUGCCAAGGACUCCGAGUGGCGCACGACCAUCGGGGAGUUCGUGGAGGGCUUGUUGAGCCAGGACAAGUACUAUUCGACGGUGCUGCCACGGCUGCCGAUGUCAACUAAGAGGCAGCUGGAAGCCAAGUUGGCGCCGAUCCCCCAGAGCCGAAAGCGGUCCAAGUGCAACUUGGCCUUUUUGGAGGUCUAUCGAGAACAGGGCGUGAAGGUGGAGGUGAACAACGACGGCGACUGGUCAACUGGCUCCACUCUGGAGCUGAUCGAGGACAUCCCCUCACGGCUGAAGGUGCUAGUGAAGAUGGAAGACGACAGCGAGAGGGUGAUCAGUCUAGGCCGAAUCAUCCUGGCAGAUUCUAGAUAUAAAAGCACGGUGGGCCGAAUGCCCCGCGGGCGUUCGCGAAGUCGCUCCCGAGACGGCGUUGACUGGGCCCGAGAGAAGGGCAAGACGGACAAAGAGUUAGUGGAAGAGAUGCGCAAGGCGGACAGAGAGAAAGCUGUCUGCUCUUCGGGCAAGGAGUACGCGCGGAAGCCGGUGGGUUACAAGGCGGCCUGUGCACUGCCUCGGGAGCAAGGUGCGGCGUCCCACCGCCUCAUGGAGGAGGAGACUUUCGUCCCCAUGAAGCAGGUCCGAAGGCGAAGCCCCUCACCCAGCAAGGGAGAGCAAGACUUCCGGCGCAACGCCCCGUCUGCGGAGCACCAGGCGCGCAUGCAGCAGCUCUUCGAGAAGUACGGCAUGGCCAAGGGCUCCGAGAGCGGGCGCUCGGGCCACGACAUCGAUGGCCCAGAGAUGAUGCGCUUCGGCUGA
Messenger RNA from Effrenium voratum, 3543 nucleotides. Lineage: Eukaryota; Dinophyceae; Suessiales; Symbiodiniaceae. The record is from the annotation of a GenBank genome assembly.